UUUGACUAGUCAAAUGAUGUCAUCCACCACUGACCUCUCUCUCUCUCUCUCUCUCUCUCUCUCUCUCUCUGUGUCAGACACACACGCACACAUAGCCUAUAUUGCGGGUUGAGCGGUGUACGAGGAAGUUUAAGUGUAUUAAAGCGUGUGUGUUUGUGUGUGUGUGUGUGUGUUGGUCGGUUGCGUGUCCGCCUCCCUCAAUUCAUUUCCUGAAUCCAGCUCCUCAGACACGCAGCGACAUGGGAGACAAAAACGCACGCUAAUGAACUAAAAUCUGGAAAAUGAAGCACGAAGCUCAGUUCCAGCCUGCAACAUUCUGACCACGACAUCCACCAAUGGGCUGAGGGCGUGGGCGGGGCCAGGAUGAGUGCCGAGCAGCUAUUGGAGGAGACGCUGAUCAAGCGUUCGCAGCAGAAGAAGAGGACGUCGCCGCUGAACUACAAGGAGAGACUGUUUGUCCUGACCAAGAACUCGCUGACCUACUAUGAUGGGAAAGCCGAGAAGAAGUUCAAGAGAGGCUCGAUCGAGCUGAGCCGCAUCAGAUGUGCGGAGAUCGUCAAGAACGGAGGCGGGAUUAUCCCCUGCCAGAACAAAUACCCCUUCCAGGUGGUGUACGAUAACAACACUCUCUAUGUGUUCGCUCCGAGUCACGACAGCAGAAGUCUCUGGGUUCAGAGCCUCAAAGACGAGAUCAAAGACAACCAGGUGAUCAUGGCGAAAUUCCACCCUCAGUUCUGGCAGGAGGGGGCGUGGCUCUGCUGUCGUCAGGUGGAUAAACAGGCUAUGGGCUGUGAGGAGUACAACCUGUUUGGAGAUAUUUCCAGAAAACCUUUACCCCCGAUUCCUGGAGAGGAACGUAAAGAAGGCAGGCAGCGACGGCCCCCUCCUCCACUCCCCGAAGACGAAGACGAAGAUGACGAUGAAGACGAAGACAAGGAGGACGUGGUGGUGGCGAUGUAUGACUUCCCGGGCACCGAACCACACGACCUGAGUCUGGUCAAAGGCGACGAGUACGUCAUUCUGGAGAGAAGUGACGUUAACUGGUACAAGGCGCGCAACAAGUGUGGUGAGGAAGGCUACAUCCCAAGUAACUAUGUAACAGAGAAGACAUCUGGAAACCUGGUGCAGUUUGUCUGGUACAGUAAACAAGUCAACAGGAACAAGGCAGAGGAGCUCCUGAGGAAGGAGGACAAAGAAGGAUCCUUCAUUGUCAGAGACUCCAGCACUGAAGGAACCUACACAGUGUCUCUUUACGUCAAGUCUGUCGGAGGGGAGGGAGGUGCAGCUAUAAAACAUUAUCACAUCAAGGAGACUACAGACGUUCCCAUUCAGUAUUACCUGGCGGAGAAACAUUUGUUCAGCUCUAUCCCCGAACUGAUCGAGUACCAUAAACACAAUGCAGCAGGUCUUGUAGCCAGGUUGAGGUACCCUGUAGGAAAAGAGGACAAAUCUGCUCCGUCCACAGCUGGCUUCAGCUACGAGAAGUGGGAGAUCAACCCCAGCGAGCUGACCUUCAUGAAGGAGCUGGGCAGCGGUCAGUUCGGUCAGGUGAGGCUCGGCAAGUGGAGGGCCCAGCACAAAGUCGCCAUCAAGGCCAUCAGGGAAGGAGCCAUGUACGAGGAGGACUUCAUCGAGGAGGCCAAGGUCAUGAUGAAUCUGUCUCACCCUAAACUGGUGCAGCUGUAUGGAGUGUGCAGCCAGCAGCGGCCCAUUUACAUCGUCACAGAGUUCAUGGAGCACGGCUGCCUGCUGAACUACCUCAGGCAGCGGCGGGGCGGCUUCAGCCUGGGGUCCCUGCUGAGUAUCUGCCUGGACGUCAGCGAGGGCAUGGAGCACCUGGAGAGCAACGGCUUCAUCCACAGAGACCUGGCUGCCAGAAACUGUCUGGUGAAUGACGCUCUGGUGGUGAAGGUGUCUGACUUCGGCAUGGCCAGAUACGUGUUGGACGACCAGUACACCAGUUCAUCGGGUGCUAAGUUCCCUGUGAAGUGGUCGCCUCCUGAAGUCUUUAACUUCUGCAAAUACAGCAGCAAGUCUGACGUCUGGUCCUUCGGUGUGUUGAUGUGGGAAGCCUUCACUGAGGGCCGUAUGCCGUUUGAACAGAGUCACAACCAUGAGGUCGUUACACUGAUAACCCAGGGUCACCGCCUCUACAGGCCCAAAAUGGCCACACCUGCCAUCUAUGACAUCAUGCAGCGCUGUUGGCAUGAGAGACCGGAGGAGCGCCCGUCUUUCUCUAAGAUCUGUAUAAUGAUCUCCGACGCUCUGGACAGUGACACCGCUCCCCCGAACUGACCAACUGACCAAUCAGCUGUUUUCACCAUUCGCGCCAUAUGCGGCGUGUGCCAUGUUGGCCCCGAACUCCUGCUCCUCGACCAUUUCUGUGGUUCUUGAAGGUGUUAUCUAAUUUAUAGAAAGUGCUAUAGAAAGGACGACAACAUGGAGAACUCGGUGUAAAGGUGCUAAAACUGACACUCACGUUUGUUUAAUCCAAUCAAGUCACUUCAGAUCUGCUCAACCAGAACAACUCUGGGACGGCAGCUCACGUUGUCUUAAGAAGCCUUUUAAAGUUUGUUGCACAAACACCUGUAUGAACUAACGGCAAUACAGAAAAUGUGUAAAAGGCUCUCAUGGUGGACACGUGAGCUUAGGAAGCAUCUGCCUGCUUGUCUGUGUAGCUGAAUGCAUCCGGUCUGCCUCCCAGUCGGACAUGGGGCUUUGGUCAGAGAUCUGUCUGUGACAAAUGGAUGAAAGUGAGCAGACUAUGAACACACUAUGAAGCUUCACUUUCAUCCCAGUAAAGACUCAGCUGUGUGUUCCUGAGACAUUAAAGGAAUCUCGCCAAGUCAGGAUAUCAGUUUUUGUUUUUGUUUCGUUUGUUGUUUAAUACCAACGUCUGACAAUUUUUUGCUGGAGCAGCACAAAUCUGUCAUUACAUCCUGCACAUUAAUGUUAAAGAGACUGACUGUCAUUUAACUUUUGGUUAUAUUUCCAUGAUAAAGAACAUUUUCAGUCUGUUUGUCAGGUGUGGCGUUCCCUGUGAACAUGUCUGGUCUUACAGUGGGCACACAUUAGAUUAGACAGAGUUUCUCUACCUUAUGUUCAUGUCUCCGUGCUCCUCGUGUGUUCUGGGAAUUAUUCCAGUCCACCAGCAGGAAGAACAUCUCAAUUCCCUCAUUGCUGUUCAGAGGCGCGAGGAGGUUUUUCUGAAACUGAAACAUCCUUUAUUGGAAAUCUGCUGAUCUGAUACUGAGCUGCAACUGAUGGUUAUUUUCAUUUUCAAUUAAUCUGUCGAUUAUUUUCUCGAUUAAUUGACUAGUUGUUUGGUCUAAAAUUGUCA
Messenger RNA from Thunnus maccoyii (southern bluefin tuna), 3340 nucleotides. It is a transcript of the gene tec, whose product is annotated as tec protein tyrosine kinase. Lineage: Eukaryota; Metazoa; Chordata; Actinopteri; Scombriformes; Scombridae. Gene Ontology annotation, biological process: intracellular signal transduction; B cell receptor signaling pathway; T cell receptor signaling pathway. Gene Ontology annotation, molecular function: ATP binding; protein binding; non-membrane spanning protein tyrosine kinase activity. The record is from RefSeq and is a predicted model, not a curated record. The transcript is spliced from 18 exons. Bases 364 to 2295 code for a protein of 643 amino acids.